AUGUCCGACGCGAAAUCCAUCAAAAUCGCCAUGUUCCUUGCUGGAGCCAAGUCCAUCAAGAUCGAAGAGGAUGAUGCCAUCAUUUUCACCAUGGAGGAAGGCCCUCCCGUUCAGCUCAAGUUUGCUUGUCGUGCCGUCUGUCCACAAGAAGGAAGAGUGAAGGUUGAGGCUUACGACCAGGACUUGAUUCAAGAGACUGCCUACCUCGAUAUUGAUUCGCUCUGCUUGGAUUGCGAAGAAAAGCCCGAGAAGAGCGGCGCUGAAAUGUUCGCUGCCUUUGACUUCGACGAGUAA
This is a messenger RNA of Seminavis robusta, 294 nucleotides long. NCBI's taxonomy places the organism in Eukaryota, Bacillariophyta, Bacillariophyceae, Naviculales, Naviculaceae. The record is from the annotation of a GenBank genome assembly.